AACUGACCCUGAUGAUAGCAAGACCUUUGAGAAUGUCGGGAGUGACUAUACGAUGGACCGAGCGGAGUCUGCGGAUGUUUACUCUUCGAAGUCAUACCUAAUAGUGUCCUCAUUGGCAUGGGCCCGAUAUUCCCGUAAGUAGCCGGGGAGAGGUUUCCAUAAUCAGGAAUACUAUAGAAUGUAUGUUUGGGAACAUAUUGUUCUCACAAACUGAAGUCAUCUGAGUCCUACGUCGCUCGCUAAAGGGGGAAGUAUGCGGCGACAUCGAACAUGUGUCGUUUGGCGGGGGCGUCAACACGACCAAACAAGCCGGAUCUGGAACCGCGUGUGCCCACUCCCACUUUCUUCUCAACAUCGACUGUCUGGUUUGUCGAAGGGUGUUGUGGCUUUCUUCCCCGCUUCUUUUCUCCUCUAUAUAACUUUCUCUUCUCCAACUCGGCCUGAAAUCGCUGUCCCGAGCCUCUAAGAUCCGCACCAGUUCUCUGUGCAAAGCACAGCCAGCUCGUCUGACCGCCCGCGUCUCAGCCGCUUUCUUGCUCUUUUCACUGUACCCGCCGCCCGAAGCUCUCCCAGCCCAGUUGACCCCCCGCCCUGUUCAAUAAUAAACUCAUCAUCUUAAUCGACAUCUGCUC
Molecule: messenger RNA, 632 nt
Organism: Schizophyllum commune H4-8
Lineage: Eukaryota; Fungi; Basidiomycota; Agaricomycetes; Agaricales; Schizophyllaceae
Exons: 2
Coding region: 254-466 (70 amino acids)
Source: RefSeq, a predicted model, not a curated record